Culex quinquefasciatus (southern house mosquito) is the source of this 639-nucleotide messenger RNA. RefSeq lists its product as uncharacterized. Lineage: Eukaryota; Metazoa; Arthropoda; Insecta; Diptera; Culicidae. Bases 60 to 443 code for a protein of 127 amino acids. The record is from RefSeq and is a predicted model, not a curated record. The transcript has 2 exons.
AUCACCUCCCAGCUAGAACCGGAGGAAGCUGGUCACCGGUGCCGCGACGGAGGACGACCAUGGCGUGCCGAAGCUUACAAGAAACUUCGGGGAGACGGAAUGUUACGCAAAAGUCUACGGUUCACAAAUGCAACGUGAGUUCGAUAAACACCUUCACAGAUCUGACUGCUGGCGGAGAUUCUGGGGAUUUGUUCCAGGCGGACGGUCUUCUAGUGGAGGCCACUCCGCUCAAGUCGAUUCUCGAGGUGAAGAUCGGCGGACGAGGAGAACUUCUGGCGGUACGCGAAUCCGUUCAAGGGACGUGCCAGCUCGCUGCGCGACGCUGGAAAUCAGCCAGACCGACGACCCAAGCACGCUGCACCGGUCUCAGCGCCUCUAUCCGGGUGGCCCCGCCGCCGACGUCACCGAGCACGAGAAGGACCUGUACAAUACCAAAAACAUAGCUGCCGCGGUGCCGGCCACAAAGGCCACGCCACCUUCUUCUCCUACUGCUAGCACCGGGACUCAGGUCACGGGGAGUAACAUGCCAGUGGCGGCACCGACGGCCAGCGGUAACCUGCUGCCCCGCGGUCAUCGAGGACGGCCAGAUCAGAAAAAACGACUCGUUCGAACCUUCACAAGUCAAUGGCAAAACACAUU